CCGAUUGCGAGUGUCAUGGGCUUAGUGAUGUAUCGGCUUUGGAUGUGGUGUGUUGCGCUUGCGUUGGCAGCGCUAUGGUUUGCACCAGCGCAGGCUGUCGUUGGAGGUGCCCCAGCCUCACCUCCCGAACCUGAUGCUGCGGUAGUCUUCACGCAGCGGCACGGGUUCAGCGCACGCAUCGAAGGAAUUAAAGAUGACAAACUCGGAUAUUAUAGCUUCUUUGGCAUCAGGUAUGCGGAACCACCAUUGGGUCCUCAAAGGUUCCAGCGACCCGUUCGCCGGUACCUCGCUGGAGAGAUGGUGGCCAACCGACACUGCUAUCCAUGCCCCCAACCAGACCCUUACCAGCGGAAUCGGAUCAUAGGCCAUGAAGAUUGCUUGUGUCUGAACGUGUAUGCUCCCAAAAUGCCUGCUACUGAGGAAGGAAGCCCAGUAGUAUUCUUCAUUCAUGGUGGUAAUUACAGAACAGGAUCGACGGCAUCGUAUGGGGGUCAACAUCUAGCCCAGAAGGACACCAUAUUGGUAACAGCUCAAUAUCGACUGGGAUCAUUAGGAUAUUUGAGCACGGGGCAGAGGGAUGCUGGAGGAAACCUAGGACUUUUUGACCUGCACACUGCCAUGAUCUGGAUCCAAGAUUACAUUCAAUUUUUCGGUGGUGAUCCAAAACGCGUGGUUGUUAUGGGCCAAGGUUCUGGUGGCAGUGCGGCUUCUCUCAUGGCAAUGUCACCUGAAGGUCGCAGUGCUACAGGAGUGGCUGCCCUGUCUGGAGCUCCAUUGUCUCCAGGCGCGGUGAGACCCGAUCCGGCCAAACACGCUGAGGCUGUUGCUGAACGCACAGGGUGUCCAAAGAAACCAGCUGAAAGUCUACUCAAAUGUUUGAGACAGUUACCGGUUGAGAAACUUGUGCAGGCGGACGAGGAUAUAAAUAUGGAUAUGGUAGAUACGCAAAGAUUUUUAGAAGAAAUCUCUGGACGUUCAGGUGCUGGCGCCAGAGUGGAAGGUGAGGAUGACCUCAGAGCUCUUCCACCGUUAGUGGCUGAGUCUCCAGCUGAGGCUCUCAACAAGAAACAGAAACGAGUUCCUCUGCUUACUGGCGUUACUUCAGCAGAGACCUCGAGAGCUGUAUUUGGAAAAUUCAACAAGUUCUUAACACACCAGCUUCAAACCGUGAAGGACUUUUUGAAGAAGGACUUGAUCGGUGGUCUGCAAAACGUGGUGAAUGGAGUGGAGGGUCUGAUUCCUCUGGCUUCCAACGUACAAGCCGUGUUGCCUGUAACCGCCUACUACGAGGGUUUGCUCAAACAGGCUACUGAUAUCGUUGAUAGUCUCUCUGAAGUUGCUGAGGCUACAGGUGACGCUCUGUUUAACUUCCCCGCUUACCAGAGUGUCCAGAAGUGGAGUUCAGGGGGCGAUGCUUUUCUCUACAGCUUCGAACAUGUUGGGAACCUCUCGAAAGGAUGGCAUUUUUUGCCUGGAGUAGCUCUUGCAGUAAAAAUUAAAAAACAUGUUACAGAGAAAGAUGACAGUGAAAUGGUUAAGCCGAAAAAGUCACAAGGUCCAUCUCAUGGUGAUGAACUAGCUUAUAUCUUCGAGCCUUUGGAUGCUGACGGCAAGUCGAUGGGAGAUGAGGUAUCUAGCACUGAUGCUAGAGUGCGUGACAACUUCGUGGGACUUAUUGCCAAAUUCGCUCAUGGAUCUGAUAAAACUGACGCCAAUAACAACACCCUGUUCGGUUUUGCUAAUAACUUAUUACCUAGAAGUAAAGACCAAUUUUUGAAAAUUGGUGAAUCUUUAACUAUCGACAAAGAUUUCAGAUUUUGUCAAAUCGGUCUAUGGGGCAACAUGGCAGACAGAUUAACAGGGGCUCUCUGCAAGAAUUUCCUUGGUGAUUUGUUAAACCUGUCGCAAUUGUCGAACUUUAAUAUAGCGCAGCCGUUGGGAGGACAGAACGCCGGGCCCUUGGGCCUGCCAGGCCUGUUGGGUAAUACGGGUACCAGGGCACCUCAGACACAGACACAGAAGAAGCCACAAAGAGUCACACAGGCCCCCUUCAGACUACCAUUUGAUUUUUAAAUUUUAUAAUAAUGUCCUAAACGUACUCAGUUAACUUGAUUGUCUUUGUUUUCGCUUUAUGUGAAUAUUAAUUCUUUGUACAGGUGGUCUAAUGAUUAAAUAAAGAAAUAAAUUUACUUACGUCAGUAAUUCUAAGUUUUUUCAUUACGUAACUAAUAUUUAGAAGAAUAGCUGGUUCGAGAUACCCAGCCAAAAUAUUUUAAGGAUUGCCCUCAAGUACAAAAUCAAGGUUAUUGUGUUCUGGAGAGGGCAUUGAAACAAUGCAUUUAAAAAUCAUCUUCCCAACUAAACAAGGAAACAUGUAUUUAAUUUUAAAGUUUUCAAAACAUUUGUCAAAAUUAGAUGUGUACUUACAAGAUAAUAAUUUUUGAACAAAUAUAUGAAAUUCUCGGAUCUGUUUGAGUAAACAUACUUGUAUCAAUACCUACGUCAUGUAUUUGUGCUUGCCAUCUUCAGACAUUGAUUCUAGAAAUUGACCUGCUUUAUCUCAGUGGUUUUGAAAACUAGUGCUUCCCACGCGACUUUGUUCCGUGAAUUUCUAUCGUGUUCACAAUCCUAAUCCCGUCUUUAACUAUAAAUCAAAUCAUCAACUAAUAAUACAUUCAAAAAGUAAAUUAAAGCUGACUAAAACAAUGUCAAUCUAGGCAUAUCAUUUAGUUAGUAGCCAUUCCCACGCAGUAUCACCAGCUCUGCUUGGUUCAUAUUCUAUUGAUUGUAGCGUAUUGAUUCUUUCUCGAUAAAUAGACUAACCAACACAAUAAUAACUUUUCAAUUCGGACCAGUAGUCCCGGAGAUUAGCGCGUUCAUACAAACAAACAAACUCUUCAGAUUUAUUCUGCUAGCGGCUUCCCGGCUUCACUAGCGUUCCUGUGGGAAAGAAAGUAACCCAAGUCAGCUCAUACCCCUUCAGCCUGAUUGGUGGAUAAUCAUCCAAACAAACAAAACACAAUUUUAAGGUGGAAGUAAUAAGAUUCAAAAAGAUACUUUAAAAAACCUUGUAGAUGUAGUAUAUGAUACAGAUAUUGAAGCGUAUACGCUCCAGUUGACUCCGAUACGGAUGACACAGACAAAAACUCGAAUCUUUUGUCUUUAUGUAAUUAGUGUAGAUAGAACCGAGUAGGUAAUCUGAGUCAAAACAGGAAAACCGGUUUAUCGCUUGACCAUAAUAAUAAUAGAUAUAACAGACCCACAAACAUGACUAUUAUUUAAGUAGCAGUGUGAUUGCACUGGGGAUAAUAUUAAGACGCGAGUGAAUAUUUCCCUCAGUGGUUAUUUGAUAUUGAUCAAAAUGCGUCGUGCCUGUGCCAUUAUUUUGUUCCUUGUGUUCACUCAAUACUUGAUUGAGACGUCCCAGGCGACGCCCAGUCCUCAGUAUGGUUCUGCCGGGCCUUCUUGCGGGACCCAUGGUACUACUUGCACUUCAGACAGUGACUGCUGCGAAAACUCUACAUGCCACAGAUACGCCAAAAGAUGCCAAGUUAAAUUAAAUUUAGGUAUUCCUAAGAAUUAUUAAUUAGUUAUUUCUUAUGUUAUUAUUUUUACUAAGCCCAAAUAAAUAUUACUUAAUUAAAACUA
Messenger RNA from Spodoptera frugiperda (fall armyworm), 3648 nucleotides. It is a transcript of the gene CCE-un1, whose product is annotated as pyrethroid hydrolase Ces2e. Lineage: Eukaryota; Metazoa; Arthropoda; Insecta; Lepidoptera; Noctuidae. Bases 16 to 2073 code for a protein of 685 amino acids. The record is from RefSeq and is a predicted model, not a curated record. The transcript is spliced from 12 exons.